Scheffersomyces stipitis CBS 6054 is the source of this 1566-nucleotide messenger RNA. Its product is annotated as RNA-binding GTPase. The transcript has a single exon. Gene Ontology annotation, cellular component: nucleolus. The record is from RefSeq and is a predicted model, not a curated record. Bases 1 to 1566 code for a protein of 521 amino acids. Gene Ontology annotation, molecular function: GTP binding. Lineage: Eukaryota; Fungi; Ascomycota; Pichiomycetes; Serinales; Debaryomycetaceae.
AUGAGAGUGAAGAAGCCAACAUCUAAAAGAGUCUCGACUCGUAUGAGAGAAGGGAUCAAGAAGAAGGCUGCUGCUCAACAGAGAAAAAACAGAAAGCAUGCUAAGAAGGACGUCACCUGGAAAUCUAGAAACAAGAAGGAUCCAGGAAUUCCAGCCUCUUUCCCUUACAAGGACAAGAUUAUCAGCGAAUUGGAAGACAACAGAAGAAUAGAAAAGGAAAAGAGAGAAGCCUUGAAGUUGCAGAGACAGAUGGAAAGAGAGGCUGCCCUUGCCAGAGGAGAAAUUGUAGAUGAUGACGAGAUGGACCAAGACGAAGACGAAGGGGAAGAAGGAGGGUUGGCUGCACUUUUGGAGUCUGCUCAAAGCGCUGCUAAGGCUUAUGAUGGAGAAGAUGAUGUUGAAGACGAUAAUGGUAUGGAUGAAGACGAUGAUGAAGAAUACGAAAUUGAAAUCGAACAAGACGAAGAUGACGAAGACAACUCUGAGGUGGAAAAAUCUCGUAAGGCCUUUGACAAGAUCUUCAAAACUGUCGUAGAAGCCUCAGAUGUCAUCUUAUAUGUCUUGGAUGCCAGAGAUCCAGAAGCUACUCGUUCCAAGAAGGUUGAACAAGCCGUCUUACAGAACCCAGGUAAGAGAUUGAUUCUUGUAUUGAACAAGGUUGAUUUAAUUCCAACGGAAGCUUUGAACCAGUGGUUGAACUUCCUUAAGUCUUCUUUUCCAACAGUUCCAGUCAAAGCAUCUCCAGGAGCUUCUAACUCUACAACCUUCAAUAAGAACUUGACUUCUACUAUGACAGCCAACUCCCUUUUGCAAGCAUUAAAGAGCUAUGCAGCCAAGUCUAACUUGAAGAGAUCCAUAGUUGUAGGUGUUAUUGGAUAUCCUAACGUUGGUAAGUCUUCCAUUAUUAAUGCAUUAACUAACAGGCAUGGCAACAACUCCAAGGCAUGUCCAGUUGGUAACCAGGCAGGUGUUACUACCUCUAUGAGACAAGUCAAGAUCGACAACAAGUUGAAGAUCUUGGACUCCCCCGGUAUAGUUUUCCCUGACGAAGUAGCUAACUCCAAGAAGUUGUCCAAGAGUCAGCAAGAAGCUAAAUUAGCAUUGCUAUCUGCCAUUCCACCAAAGCAAAUAAUAGACCCAGUUCCAGCCAUUCAGAUGCUUCUUAAGAAGCUUUCCAAAGACAAUGAAAUGGCUGAAGGCUUAAAAAAUUAUUACCAGUUGCCCGCUUUACCCUCUGCGGAUUUGAAUGAGUUCACGAAGCAAUUUUUGAUUCACGUGGCUAGAUCCAGAGGAAGAUUAGGCAAGGGUGGUAUUCCUAACUUGGAGUCCGCUGGUAUGGCUGUUCUUAACGAUUGGAGAGAUGGUAGAAUCAUUGGUUGGACCUUGCCAAAGGCUUCGAAGAGUGCCAGUGAAGCUGCUGAUGCUGCUAAUAUUGACGGCCCAAAGAGUUCAUUGAGAGGAGAAAAAGAACCUCCCAAGGUUGAACAGACCACUGUUGUUACCGCAUGGGCCAAGGAAUUCGACCUUGAUGGUUUGUUGGGUGACAAUUUCGGUUUACAAAACUAA